GUGGAAUAUGAGGCCAGUGUAAAGGGGUUUAAUAUGCGGAGCUGCUGCCCUUAUUUCAGGAAUGUGUAGCGCAGUGGAUUGAUAUGUGGGAGAGAAGUGUGAAAACAUACCAGAGACACAGAUGACCGUGACUUACUUACUUACUGACAUUCAGCCCUUAAAUUAGAGCGAGUUUUUUCUUAGUUUUGCUGAGGUAUCCGCGUUGUUCUGUUUCCGUAUUGAUGACUCGUGCCUGACGUCACCGCCAGUCAUCCAAUCAGCGGGCGCGGAGAGCGGUGUUGUUACAGGCUGGUUGAUUGUGCGGGGUUGUGUUUGUGCUGUUGGGACUGUUGGAAACUGCUGAUCUCCGCGUUAUGUCUGAUGGAGGGUCUUCUCGUGAUGGAUCUCUGUUUGGUGGGAAUGGAAACUUCAGCUCUCUCUGCCCAAACGGAUCAGAGUGGGUUUGGAACGGGCUUGGAGAAUGUGCACAAGACGCUCGGGACAUGUCCAGCGUUAUCCUGGGCCUCCUGUCCAUAGUGUGUUUUAUGGUGUCCAGUUUCCCGCAGUACUAUAAAUCCUGUAAGACUGGGAACAUGGACAGCGCUUUGUCCAUCUGGUUUCUGUUGCUGUGGCUGGCGGGAGACUCCUGUAAUCUCAUCGGCUCUUUCCUGGCUGACCAGCUUCCGCUUCAGACGUACACGGCGGUGUAUUACGUCUGUGCUGAUCUUGUGAUGCUCAGUAUGUAUGGCUAUUACUCGCUACGGCAUAAAGUGGGAACCGGGGGGGACAGAGGGGUGCUGAAUGUAGCCGGGGUGCUGUGUGUGUUCGGAGUGUCCGCCUCUCUGCUGCGUCUUCCAGCUCUAAACACACAGUCAGGAACCGUCUCGAGCUUCAGGGGCCGAUCUCUGCUCGCUGUGGAUGAACAGAUCAGUUCAGUGCAGGCUUUCAGUGCUGUCCAGCCUUUCACUACUAAAGAGAUCAUCGGCUUCACGAUCGGCUCGGCCUCUUCGCUGCUCUACCUGUGCUCCAGGUUACCUCAGAUGUACACGAAUUUUCGCAGGAAAUCUACAGAAGGCGUGUCGUACUUCCUGUUUGCGCUGGUGAUUCUGGGAAACAUCACGUACGGCCUGAGCGUGCUGCUGAAGAACCCGGAGCACGGGCAGGGCGAGGGCAGCUACAUCAUCCACCACCUGCCCUGGCUCAUAGGCAGCCUGGGGACGCUCUCCCUCGACCUCCUGAUAUCAGUGCAGUUCAUGAUUUACCGCGGAGCUCCAGUGAAUCUCUACGGCACGGCGGAGGAGACCACCGCUCUCCUGUACAACUGAACCAGCAUCCUCCACGAGCCGUGCUCUGCACUUACAUUCCCCCUCACACACACACACACACACACACACACACACCGGAGCAUACAGGACUGUACAGAGCGCAUCGGUUUAUUCCUCAUCCUAUCUGAUCUCAUUUUUUUGUUUGUUUUUACAUUUUUUUAUUUAUAGUAGUUUUUUUAUCGGUGGGUUUUGUGGGUUGGUUCUAAUGUAGCGUUCUUAAGUAGUUUUUACAAUUUUAAACAAAAGGGACUCGUUUUGAACCUCAUUCUUUUAUAGUACUUGUAUUUGGUGUUUUGCUGUUUUCACAAAUCCAAUUGUGAACUCUGUUAAUAGCAGUGUUUUUUUUUUUUCUUUUCAUUUUAUCUGUGGAAAAUCGGUGCCUUUACAUUGAUGUUAAUGGUUGUAUACUGUAAUACAUCUAGUUGUGUACAUUUAGUUAUAAAAUUUGAUGCCUGUACUGUGCUGCAUGUUAAAUGCAUGAUUUUAAAUUACAUUGAAAUUUUGAAAUUUGAAAAAAAAAAAUUAAAAUUUAGAUACUCUUAAUUUUUUAAAAAAGUUUAUUUUUAUAAUUCAGUCCUGUUGUUUCAUUUUAAUUGAUUUUGCUGCUCAAGUUUUGCCUUGAUAUCAGUGAAGGAUGCUCUGACUGAAUUUUUGCUCCAAGAGUGGCAUAAAGUUAUCCAAAAGCAGUGUGUAAGACUGGUGGAGGAGAACAUGAUGCCAAGAUGCAUGAAAAAAACUGUGAUUAAAAAAGGCUUUUUUGUUUGUUUGUUUUAGCCCAAAAAAGUUUAUUUUUAUAAUUCAGUCCUUUUGUUUUAUCCUAAUUGAUUUUGCUGCUCAUUUUUUUUUUUGCCUUGAUCUCAGUGAAGGAUUCUCUGUUUCGGUCACAAAAUGUUUUACAGCAAAGCAUUUUUGAAGGUUUUUUUGGUCAUUAUUUUAUUAUUUUCUUUUUAUUCUAACCCUAGUCCAAUUCCCUCUAACUACUAUUACACAAAACCACACGCUCCGGGAGGAAGAGAGCAUCUUAUUAAACUUCCACUGGAUGCAGCGCUGCUCUACAGCUCAACAUGCUCGGAGGAGAACACUAAUAAAACACUGCCGGUUCUGUUACAUGAAGAGUGAUGGAGGGAAAGAGAAGACCAUUCUACCCAGUUAUGCCCUUCAGGAUUGCUAAUGGAUCACAUGCUGGACUUAACUGGUGGCCUCUUGAUAAUUGAGCCAUAAUUACGUAGACUUCUGUGCUACUCAGAAGCUCUCUCAGUCAGAUAUCAGAAAUCAGAGAUUACACAUCUGCCGUUUAACAUUGUUUAUUGAUGUUGCACGUUCAGAAAAACUCAAUACUAUCAGUAAAUGUUGAUUAAUGUUAUAACCGCAAUGUGUUUAUCCAUAAUUAACAUACACAGACCAAGAAGUUCAUGUUUCUGCCCUGAGAAAUCUCCAACAUUAAAACAUUAUUCAUCAUAUUUGAGGCUUUAUUUGCUUUCCACUUGUUUUUGCUUGAGAAAAUUGUAUGUAUGUUGUAUAAAAACUGUAUAAUAACAGGCUAUCAAUGAUUGAAUGUUUCAUGCUUCACCAAUGGAAGUGUUGUACAAACUGUCGCUGUCAAAUGAAAAAAAGUAUCUCCAAAGUGGCAACUUUACAGAAUAAAGAUAAAACCUACUUAA
Molecule: messenger RNA, 2965 nt
Organism: Astyanax mexicanus (Mexican tetra)
Lineage: Eukaryota; Metazoa; Chordata; Actinopteri; Characiformes; Acestrorhamphidae
Gene: slc66a1
Product: solute carrier family 66 member 1
Exons: 9
Coding region: 354-1304 (316 amino acids)
Source: RefSeq, a predicted model, not a curated record